AUGGGAUUAACAUCCUCAAGUCUGUGCUGCAUAUCCGAUCCAAUAAACUCAACAAUAAUCGAAAAAAGAAAACAUCUUCAUCAAUCAAGAAGUUACCAAAAUAAGAACAACUGGAUACCUACUAAUAAUAAACGUAGCUCACCAUCUUAUCCGAAAUUAUUUGACCCUCAAUACACUAAAAGUACACAACCAAUACCCCGCAUGGUAAUGACCGAAACAGGUAUUCUUAAUCAUACUUCAAGAUCUCAUAUCGAGGAAACCAACAAAGGAGGAGAUAACAACAAUAAUCCACAUCUAAUAGAAAACAUCGACGAUUCGGAUGAUGAAAAAGAUGAAUUGACUGUACAGGAGAAACAAAUUGAUGAAAAUGAAAAUGCAAACCUUCUAUCGCCUAGUGACGAUAGUUCCAUUGCGACAUCACAGUAUGAGAUCCACAAUGUGCCAAUAGACCUCCAAGGAAAUCAGAAUUCAAAUGGUACUUACUCUAAUUCGACAAUGGAUAUAGACAAUGCUACUCAAAAUGACAUACAUCAACAGAAUGAGACUGUUCCAAAUUAUAAUGAAAUAUAUCCUGGCGAUGACAAUGAAGAUCUAAUAGAUUUAACAAUAUUACAACCAGAUCAAUACCAUGCCCCUGGUUUUAAGACCCUAUUAUCCCCAAGGAAACCUGAAUUUUCUAAUAAGAAAUGCUUAGUCUUGGAUCUAGAUGAGACUUUAGUUCACUCCUCAUUCAAAUAUGUCCGCACCGCUGACUUUGUUUUACCUGUCGAGAUCGAAGAUCAGAUACAUAAUGUUUACGUUAUAAAGAGACCUGGUGUUGAUGAAUUUUUGAAAAGAGUUGGCGAAUUGUACGAAGUUGUUGUAUUUACAGCAAGUGUCUCUAGGUAUGGUGAUCCAUUACUAAAUAUAUUGGACCAGAGUAACUCCGUACAUCAUAGACUUUUCAGAGAGGCAUGUUAUAACUACGAGGGAAAUUAUAUUAAGAAUCUGGCCCAAAUAGGUAGACCUUUGUCUGAUAUUAUUAUUCUUGAUAAUUCACCAGCUUCAUAUAUGUUCCAUCCACAACAUGCAAUCCCAAUAUCUUCUUGGUUUUCUGACACGCAUGAUAAUGAACUAUUAGAUAUUAUACCGUUAUUGGAGGACCUUUCCCACGAUUCUGUGUUAGAUGUGGGGAAAAUUCUCGAUGUAACAAUAUGA
Molecule: messenger RNA, 1197 nt
Organism: Naumovozyma castellii
Lineage: Eukaryota; Fungi; Ascomycota; Saccharomycetes; Saccharomycetales; Saccharomycetaceae
Exons: 1
Coding region: 1-1197 (398 amino acids)
Source: RefSeq, a predicted model, not a curated record